This is a messenger RNA of Durotheca rogersii, 2057 nucleotides long. RefSeq names its product MFS general substrate transporter. The coding region runs from base 170 to 1840 and encodes 556 amino acids. The transcript is spliced from 10 exons. Gene Ontology annotation, cellular component: membrane. The record is from RefSeq and is a predicted model, not a curated record. Lineage: Eukaryota; Fungi; Ascomycota; Sordariomycetes; Xylariales; Xylariaceae. Gene Ontology annotation, molecular function: transmembrane transporter activity. Gene Ontology annotation, biological process: transmembrane transport.
CGUAAAUGGCGGACCUGGUACGACUUACUAGGCACGAGUUAAGGUAGAUAUAUAAGGUAGACGCGGCCCACCACGCCGACCAAGUACUCCUCCUAUUUAUAUGUCCGAGUAGCUAGUCGACACGUUGGGACGAGCGCGUUGGACAAGCCGCCGUCUGGAAUCUCGAAACAUGGCAUCCCAGAUCACAGAAUCGCUGGCGGUCGCCGCCUCCACGGCGGUUUCGCCGGACGCGGCAGCACCGUUGGCUACUGUCCGAUCCGGCAGCGGAAAGAACGACACGGAAAACGCAAAUAGCAAGGAAGCGGAGGUCGGGACGUCGACCCUGUCCGGCGACCCCUCGGAAGACGACGGCCAAUACUUCCACCAGCACAUCGUGAAGGACGGCCAACAGGUCCUGAUCAGCUGGACGAAGGAGGAGGAGAGGCGCGUCGUGCGCAAGGCCGACUACCUGUUCCUCCCCAUAUUUGCCCUCAUGUUCACGUGGAUGGCCAUCGACCGCACGAACGUGUCGGGCGUCCUCACGUCGACCUUCCUCCGGGACACGGGCAUGACGCGGGACCAGGCGAACACGGGCGUCUCGCUGCUGUGGUUCGGCAUCGUGCUGCUCGAGAUCCCGUCCAACAUCGUCCUGCACCGCAUCGGCCCGCACUACUGGAUCCCGCUGCAGGUCGUGGUCUGGGGCGUGAUCGAGGUGCUGCAGAUGUUCGUCCGCAACGCCAGCGGCUGGUACGCCGCGCGCCUCUUCCUCGGCCUCGGCGAGAGCGGCUUCAUCCCCGGCAGCCUCUACGUCCUCUCGCGCUGGUACACCCAGGACGAGCUCGCGAGCCGCACCACCAUCUUCUUCUUCGGCCCGUCCAUCUCCGCCGCCUUCGGCUCGCUCAUCUCCGCCGGCGCCCUGCGCAUCGAGGGCGCCGGGGGGCUCUUCGGCUGGCAGUGGAUCUUCCUCAUCUGCGGCGUUUCGACGAUAGCUACCGGCAUCCUGGCCUUCACGCUGGUCCCGGAGUCCCCGCACCACACGGGGCGCCUCCUCGGCGGGCUCGUCCCGUGGAGCGGGUGGCUCUCGGAGCGCGAGGCGGACGUGUACGUGGCGCGGAUCAUCCGCGCGGACCCGAAGAAGGGCCAGUCCUCGACCAUGAGCAUCAAGUUCAAAGACAUAACCGACGUGCUCUUCAGCUGGACGACGUGGCCGUACCUCAUCAUCUGCCUCAGCGGGCUGCAGUCCGUCGGCGGCCUGUCGACGUGGGGCGCGACCAUCAUCCAGUCGCUCGGGUUCACGAGCAUCCGCGCGAACCUGCUCAACGCGCCCGCGCCCAUCAUCGCCUCCUUCCUCGGCCUCGGCCUGUCCUCGCUCGUCGACCGGUACAAGCGCUUCGGCUACACCAUCGGCUUCGUCGCCGCCUGGACCAUGGUCGGGCUCAUCGCCCUCUACCAUCUCCCCGUCACCACCCACGCCUCGUGGUCCUUCUACGCCGCCUACGUCGUCACCGUCUCCGCGCCGAGCUGGCAGCCGCUCAACGUGACCUGGCUCUCGCUCAACUCGCAGACGCCGCAGAAGCGCGCCAUCGCCUACGCCGUCUACAUCGGCUGCUCCAACCUGGGCGGCACGUACGGCAACCAGGUAUUCCGCGGGUCCGACGCGCCCCUGUACCGCCGCGCCUGGAGCGCCUGCCUCGCGCUGGGCUCCGUCUGGCUCGCCACGCUGAUCGUCCAGACGGCGCUGUUCAAGUGGUUCAACCGGCGCUUCGCCGCCGCCGUGCGCGCCGCCGACGACCCCGCCGCCCUCGAACGCGACGCCCUGUACACCGACCGCCACGGCCGCAAGCACCGGUACUACUGGUAGGGCACCCCGCCGGCUGGCGGUCUUCCUGCUGGGAGGGGGGCGCGGAGACGAUGGGUCGCAGGCGGUAGGCAGAGAGGAAAUAGGAGCCGUGGAGCAGGCGGUGGUUGUAUUUACGCAGGAUUUCUCGGGGAGGAGGGGAGACGAAGGGCAGAUACGAAUUAGACGGAACUCGCGCGGCUUCGCUUUCUCGGUGUUUUUGAGCGCAGCACUAAGUUCU